AUGGGUGCUUAUUUAUCAUCACCAAAAACAAAUAAGGAAUCUUUAGACGGAGGAAAUUUAGAAUUCGAUCCUAGUAGGUAUGGUUUAUCGUGCAUGCAAGGAUGGAGAAAGAAUAUGGAAGAUGCACAUAUAUGUUAUAAUAAUUUAAAGUUAAAUGAAAUUGAAGAAGAUGUUUCUAUAUAUGGUGUUUUUGAUGGACAUGGUGGUCCAAAUGUGUCUAAAUGGAUAUCUUAUAAUUUCCGUCGUAUUUUUAUAAGAUGUUUAAAAGAAGCUAAUGAAGAAAUGAUAAAAAAGAAUAUGAAAAGAUCUGAAAAUUAUAAAUUAAAAUUAAUAAAAUUAACUCUUGAAAAAACAUUUUUAAAAUUAGAUGAAGAAAUGUUAUUAUCUGAAAAUCAGGAGAAAUUAAAGAAAUAUAGUGUACCUACACAAGAAAAUGAAGAAGAAUCUGAUACAAGAGAAAAUUAUAUAUACUCUAUAUUAAAUGAUAUAAUAUCUAAAAAUAUUAGUAUUAAAGCCAUAGAAAAAGAUGGAAAGAGAUGUUUACAAGUUGUUUAUAACAAGGAUGGUAGCCCAGUAGAAGAAGGAAAUACUGAUGGUAGUGUUACAUCAUCGUUAAAUCAAGAACAACAAGAAAAUAAUCAAUUAUAUGAAGAUGGUAGUGAUGACAAUAAUAAUAAUAAUAAUAACAAUACAUCUCCUAAUUUAUAUGCUACUAAUGGAGAGAAUAUUUUAACAAGUGAUGAAAAUUAUGAUUCAUCUAAUUUAAACUUAGAUGAUAAUAAUAAUGGUAGUAAUAUGCUUAAAAAAGAUGAUGCAUCAUCAGAUAUUUUAACUGCCACUACUUCCACAAAUGAUCUGAAAGAUGAAGACAAGAAAAAUAAUUAUCAUCUUGAAAACAAUGAACAUAUGAAAAAGGAAAAUAAUAAUUGUGAAGAAAAUGGUGAGCAAAAUAAGCAAGUAAACGGUAUGUCAUCUUAUAAUAAGUCAUUAAUAGAGGGAACAAUGGAUGAAAAUAUGGAUGAGAAAGGGUUAUUAAAUAUAAAUGAUAUAAAAACAAAUAAUAUAUUAAUAGAUAAUAAUAAUAAUAAUAAUAAUAAUGAUAAUAGUAAUAAUAAUAAUGAUCCUUCAGUGUUUAGUUCUACGUAUGCACAUCAUUGUAAUAAUAAAGAAGGGGGUGUAAAUGAUUAUCUUAAUAAUGAGGAAAAUAAUGAAACAAAUAAUAUUAAAAGAUUGAAGAAAGAUAUGUGUAAUGAUGAGAAAGUAAACACACAGAAUGAUAUAAAGGAGGAAGACAAAAUGAUAAAUAUGGAAACUUAUAUGAAUGAAGCAAGUGAUGGUGUAAAAUCUGAAUUAACUUAUGAUAAUUUAAAAUGUAUGGAAGAAGAAGAAAAGAAUGGAGAAAUUGAACAAGGAAUAAAUAAUGUAAUAGAUCAUUUUCAAGGUAAUAAUUUAUUAAAUAAUAACAAUACAAGUGGAAAUAUAAAUUCUUAUACAAAUGAUGAUAUUCAUAAUAAUGUUUCAUUACAAGGAUAUGAUAAUGAUGGAAUAAUACAAAAUAGAAAUAAUGGAGAUGAAGCAAAUAAUGUAGAUAUGGAAAGAUUAGCAUAUGAUGAAGCUUCAGCUAAUGUUAUAGAUAAUAAUAUAAAUAAUGAUUUAAACGAAGAAGAAGAAGAAGAAGAAGAUGAUGAGAAUAAUAAUAAUGAUGAAGAAACCGGUGAAGAUGAUUGUAAUGGUGUUUAUUCUUCUGAAGAAUUGAGAUUAUUUGAGAAUUACUAUUCGAAUGAUUAUGAAGAUAAUAUAGCAUAUAGUUGUGGAUCAACAGCAUUAGUAGCUGUUAUAUUAAAAGGAUAUUUAAUUGUAGCUAAUGCUGGAGAUUCUAGAGCAAUUGUAUGUUUUAACGGAAAUUCUUUAGGUAUGUCUACUGAUCAUAAACCACAUUUACAAACAGAAGAAGCUCGUAUUAAAAAGGCAGGUGGAUAUAUAGCAAAUGGUAGGGUUGAUGGAAAUUUAAAUUUAACUAGAGCUAUAGGAGAUUUACAUUAUAAAAGAGAUCCAUUUUUACCACAAAAAGAUCAAAAAAUAUCUGCAUUCCCAGAAAUUACAUGUGUUACAUUAACACCAGAAGAUGAAUUUUUAUUUCUUGCAUGUGAUGGUAUAUGGGAUUGUAAAGAUGGUCAAGAUGUUGUCGGUUUUGUAAAAACCAGACUUGAAAAAUUUGAAGAAAUUGCAGACGAUCCAAACAAUUCUUUGGAUAAUACAGAAAAUAGCGAACAUAUGAAAACUAAUAAUAAUUCAGAUCAAAACAAUAAAUUAACAAAUGUAGAUCAAAAUAAUAUAAAUAAUGAACAAGAAAAUAUUUUAAAUACAUCAAAUAAUGAUUUCCUUAAAAAUGAAAAUUUACUAAAUGAAAAUAAUAUGGAUAAUAUAAACAUGCAUGAAAAAAGUGACAAGGAACAAGAUUUAGAUUUAGAAAGAGAUGAAGAUAAAUAUGAUGCUCCACCUGUUAUUGAAAGAAAGAAAUAUGAAAAGUUUAAUAAAUUAUCACAAAUUUGUGAAGAAUUAUGUGACGAAUGUUUAUCUAAUAAUUAUAAAGAAAAUGAUGGUAUUGGCUGUGAUAAUAUGACAUGUUUGAUAGUGCAGUAUAAUCCAGAAUAUAAAACACAUACGGAAAAAAAAUUUCUUAAUAUCGACGAUAUUGAAUAA
Messenger RNA from Plasmodium gaboni, 2703 nucleotides. RefSeq names its product protein phosphatase 2C. Lineage: Eukaryota; Apicomplexa; Aconoidasida; Haemosporida; Plasmodiidae. The record is from RefSeq and is a predicted model, not a curated record. The transcript has a single exon. Gene Ontology annotation, molecular function: cation binding; protein serine/threonine phosphatase activity. Gene Ontology annotation, biological process: protein dephosphorylation. Bases 1 to 2703 code for a protein of 900 amino acids.